Messenger RNA from Arabidopsis lyrata subsp. lyrata, 1253 nucleotides. RefSeq lists its product as uncharacterized. NCBI's taxonomy places the organism in Eukaryota, Viridiplantae, Streptophyta, Magnoliopsida, Brassicales, Brassicaceae. The record is from RefSeq and is a predicted model, not a curated record. The coding region runs from base 72 to 1139 and encodes 355 amino acids. The transcript has 2 exons. Gene Ontology annotation, molecular function: acyltransferase activity, transferring groups other than amino-acyl groups.
UAACUUGACCUACUUGAGUUCCUAUAAAUAGCAGAGGACGGUCUAAAGACAAUUUCACAAUUCGAACCAAAAUGGAAACCAAAAUUCCUAAGUCAAUGAUCGCCGGAGUACAGAGUGUCAUGCCGGUGGAAGUGACGCGACACCGGGAAAUCCGUUCCAUAUCUGUCGUAGAUCCCGUCGGAGUAGGAAUAUUCCGGAGAACGCUCAACAUAGUUACUUAUUACAAAGAAGCGUGCGAUAGUGGUGAUGAGAGAGGGUGGUUAGCCGCCGGGUGGAUCAAGGAAUCUUUAGGGAGAGCCUUGACGGAGCAGCCGAUGCUUUCCGGUAGGCUACGGAGGAGGACGAAGUCGGCGGAGGAUGGUCUGGAGUUGGUGGCCAAUGACAGUGGUAUUAGAAUGGUGGAGGCUACGUUUCCGGCGAGUUUGCCGGACUUUCUUGAAAUGGUGAAGAGAGACAAAAGCAGAGCUGAAGCAGAGACUGUCUUCUGGAAAGACAUUGAUGAAGAUGAACCUCAAUACUCUCCAUUGUUCUAUGUUCAGGUGACUAAUUUUGAGAGUGGCGGGUACUCAAUUGGGAUAAGCUGCAGCAUCCUAAUAGCUGAUCUCCUCCUUGGGACAGAUUUCUUGACCAAAUGGGCUCAAAUCCAAAGCUCUUUAGCUCAUUCCCAAACUACACUCAAACCAAUAUUCCACCUCCCUUCUCUCAAGCAAGAUUUUGGUAAUUUCCUCAUUGAAUUUUCGAGGUCAGCCUCGGUUCUCGACCGCGGUGACCCUGUUGCUUUUCAGGCCAAAACAUGUCUAAAUAUUUCACCAGCCUGCAUUGGAACCCGCAAAAGAACGAGGGGGGAUGUUUUCUUGUUCAUUAAGGAACAAGACGGUGGCGAAAAUAGUACCGGAUGUGAUGGUAUGAAGGUACAGAUACAUUCGAGUGAUGAAGUGAUUAACGGUUGCGAUUGCGGUAGUGAUUUGGAGGAGACAAAUGAUGGAGUACUUGAUAAGAGUUUAACGUUUGGGGAAAGACUUGAAGUUACUUCAUGUUGGGUUGGGUGUGUCUCAAAAGGGGUUGUGUUUGUUUUCCCAUCUAUUUUUGAAGAUGCCAAGUCGCUAGCCAAAUUUAUUGUUGCACUGCCAAAAGAGUAACUCAAUAAUAUCAGUGACAUGAUUUGUUUAAUGUUUCGAGUAAUGUUAUCAGUUUUAAUGUAGAUGUACUAUGCUACUAUUAUAAUGUUUGUUGAGUAUUGAUUGUGGUAUCUU